Messenger RNA from Closterium sp. NIES-67, 1523 nucleotides. The record is from the annotation of a GenBank genome assembly. Lineage: Eukaryota; Viridiplantae; Streptophyta; Zygnematophyceae; Desmidiales; Closteriaceae.
CCAAAACAUUCAAGGGGCUGCGAGGAGAUCGUGUGUUAUGGGAUUUACACGAAAGCAGAGAUGUCUUCAGAUCCAUGUGGCACAUCCCUGCACUGAUAUGGGAAUCAACAAAGAAGGAGUUGGGAGCAGUAAAGGCGGGAUCUGGAGUCCAGGGGGAGUGCAAUGCAGUUAGUGCUGCAGGAGUGACGGUUUCUGCAAGGUCGGGGGAGACUGAUUGGGAAACCGCACACAGGCGUCUAGGGCAUGUGGCUAUGCCAUUGCUGCAGCAACUGCAUAAGGAAGAAGCAGUAAAGGGGCUGAAGCUUUCUGGGCAACCAAAUGAUACCAAGUGCGAGACGUGUCUGCAGAGCAAGUUCACACGGUUCCCCUUUCACGGCAUAGCUGGGAAAAGCAAGGCAGCACUGGAACUGGUGCACAUGGACCUGGUAGGACCUUUUCCAGUUCGAGGAAGUAAGGGGGAAAGGUACUUCCUGACAAUAGUUGAUGACUGGAGUCGGCUGAUGUGGGCAUACCCGUUGAAGCAGAAGGAUCAUGCUGCCUCAACAAUACGAGAUGACUGGCUGCCGUUCGUCGAGCGACAAUCUGGGCACCCGUGCAAGAGCAUCAGAACCGACCGAGGGCUGGGAAACUCCAUGUGGCCUCAUGCGGUGAGGCAUGCUACAGUGGCAAGGAACCGCGUACUCACAAAGCUUGGAGGAUCUGCACUGUGGUGUGUGCACCUUGGGCUUGCGGCAGAGAGCAAGGGGUGGCUACUCUGGGAGCCCUCGAAGAAUGUGCUGUUUGACAGUCGGGAUGUCAAAUUUGUGGAGAACAUCAUGUAUGGCAAGUGGGAGAAGCAGCCGGAGGCAAGGGUCACCCAGCAGCUGGAAGAGAUCACUAUGCACUUCGAUUUGUCCGAACCUGAGGACAGCGAAGUCACUGCGCCAACGACAAGCGGUACUGAUGAAGGAAGCAAUGAGGAUAUUGCAGCUGAUGCUGAAGUCAAGGAUCCGGAGCAGCAGCAGCAAGAGGCUUCCAAAACACCAAGUCUGCCAAAGCGAAGGAAACAGAUUGGUGGGGGGACAAAGGAUUGGGUGAAGGUAAAAGAAUGGGGACAGUACAUCAACACCUUGGCUGAGAAGUACUCUCUGCAGGAAGAACGGGAAGUGGUUACACCUUUGCCUUCCGAUCUGAAACGGCACUAUCGUCAGUGGAAUCUGAGUACAUGGCGAUGUUUCAUGCAGCAAAAGAAAUCAUUUGGCUAAGGAGGCUCUUGAAGGAGAUCGGCCAUGAACAGACUUGUGCGACACCUCUGUUCAGUGACAGCAAGGGAGCCAUUGCCAUGGCACGCAAUGCAGUUCUUCAUGGGUUGAACAAGCACAUGAGGAUCAAGUGGCAUUGGCUGCGGAAGGAGGUGAAGCUUGGGACACUGGAUCCGAUCUACGUGAAAACUCAGCAACAGCCAGCCGACUUCCUUACCAAGCGGCUAGCUGAAGAGCCACACUGGCGCUGUGCGAGAAUGGCGGGAAUGUCCUUGAACUAGA